AUGUUGGAGGCGAAGUUGAAGCCCAACAGCAUGAGCUACAACGCUGGGAUCAGCGCGUGCGCGGAUGUCGGGCAGUGGCAGUGGGCUUUGGCGCUGCUUAGCCAGAAGUGGGAGGCCAAAUUGGAUCCCGAUUCGGCUACAGCGCUGGGAUCAGCGCGUGCGAGAAUGGCCAGCAGUGGCAGCGGGCUCUGUCGCUUCUCAGUGAUUUGUCGGAGGUCGAAUUGGAGCCCGACGCCAUCACUACAACGCUGGAAUCAGCGCGUGCGGGAAUUGCGAGCAGUGGCAGCGGGCUUUGGCACUGCUCAGCGAGAU
Messenger RNA from Prorocentrum cordatum, 312 nucleotides. NCBI's taxonomy places the organism in Eukaryota, Dinophyceae, Prorocentrales, Prorocentraceae. The record is from the annotation of a GenBank genome assembly.